This is a messenger RNA of Eptesicus fuscus (big brown bat), 2147 nucleotides long. It is a transcript of the gene CEP295NL, whose product is annotated as CEP295 N-terminal like. Gene Ontology annotation, biological process: regulation of centriole replication. NCBI's taxonomy places the organism in Eukaryota, Metazoa, Chordata, Mammalia, Chiroptera, Vespertilionidae. The coding region runs from base 416 to 2110 and encodes 564 amino acids. Gene Ontology annotation, cellular component: centrosome; cytosol; centriole. The transcript is spliced from 3 exons. The record is from RefSeq and is a predicted model, not a curated record.
UUCACCAGCUGGGCUGCCAGGGGAGGUGCGAGCUGCCAUUCCAGCCAGCCUGGGUCCGUGGCCCGGGAGCCCAUGCAGACCAGCCCGGGCUGACGUCCCCGUGGUGUCCAGCCCCGAGCCGCUGCGGGGACGGGUUCUCUGUGCCCAGCUGUUCGUGAUGGGAGUCUCACUACCUACCAACGCGGCCCAAUGAUUUCAGCAGAACCCCAUAGAAAGCGCUUCUUUCCAGCCAGCCAGUUCCUGCCUCUCUGAUGUGCUCUCGGUGGUCUCGCUCGGUCAUCUGGAGGCACGCACGGGCCUUGCUCGCUCUCCGGGCAGUGGCGAGCACCCUCCUGCCCUCGCGGGCCUGACGUGGAACGGCCGUGGCACCUGUGGCUCCUCGGCCCCCGGCUCCCACCAGCGUCCCUCCGAUACCAUGGCCUCCAAGAUCUCCCACGUGAAACGGGGGGCAGAGAGAGCCGCUCGCCAGAGUCCCCAUCCCGACGACCAAGCCUUGCUUUUGAGGCAGAAACACCAGCUGCUGCAAGUCCGAGAGAGAGGCCACCUGGCCGUGCAGCGGCGGCCGGACCUGGGGCCGUGGAGGAGCCCGCAGCCGCAGCACUGGGCCGAGGGGCUGCGGCCCGGCUGGCAGGAGGCCCCCCACCAGCGCGCCCGCGGCCUGGACCGGCUGCACAUAGCGCAUCUGCUCGGUGCGGGAGGCGGGUGGCCCCCGGGGCCGAGGCCUGACCCGCCGGGGCCGGCCCGGCGAGGAGCCACCGGGCGGCCGAGGGCCCGGGAGAAGCAGAGAGCGGCCGGCAGAGGAGAGAAGCGUCGGCAGGAAGACCUGGUCCGGCUGCGGCCCCGGCCGCGGAAGUCCCGGAGGACCGUGGAGGGCGCGGAGAAGGGGGCCGGCAAGGUCGUGGGCCUGCCCCGUCUGGCCCCGGGCCCCCCCGAGAAGAAUAAAGGGAAGCGGGGGCCUUCGAGGAAGACCGGCGGCGGCCACCGUCCUGACCCUCGGGUGCGAGGGGACCUGGACGUGGGGACGCUCUGGGCGGCCGCGGGCGGGGUCGUGCUCCUGGGAGACCGGGAGAAAGACGGCGCCCCGGGCGGGAGGAGGUCGCCGGCGAGGGCGGCUCUUCUGGCUCCCGGCCCCAAGAACGACGGUCUGGGCCAGUACCCCCAGGGCCCGGCGGACCAGCUGGAACCGCUGUGGCCCGUCGGCGCCCCCUGUGGAAGGGGGGCCUCGCCCCCGGCGUCCCCGCGCCCGCGCCGCGAGGGGAGCAAGUGGAAGCGGGAGCUGGAGUCCGUCUUCCGAGAGCUGUUCAGCACCAACCGGAAGCUGAAGACACACCUGAACCUGUACCUGGAGUCCAGGCCGGGCACGGACACGUGCCCCAGCGAGGAGCAGGGCUUCCCGGAGGCGUGCGGGCGCCGAGGGGAGCCCCGCUGGGAGCGGCGGGCGGGGGACGCGCUCAUGGAGCUGGCCCCGGGUCCCGCCGAGGCCGCCGCCCGCCCCGCGGCGCCCAGCGCCAACCUGAAGGAGCUGCUGCACAAGCUCAAGGACCGGCAGUACCUGAGGAUGGUGGAGCCCCUGUUUGCGGACGAGGGGGACCCGGCCUCUCACCCCGAGGAGGAGGGCCCGCUCUGGUGCAGCCUCCGAUCCAGGCACGAGCCGCUCAGACCCGACCCGCUCUCGCCGCAGCUUCCCCCACAGCCACAGGUGGGCAGAGCCGGCGCGGCGGCCCGGCCGAAGCAGAGCCCGGAGCAGAGGUGGCGACCGCAGCUGGUGGAGGUGCUCGAGGUGCCGCAGCUGAGCUGGGAAGCCCUGGGCACGCCCCUGAGGGAGCGAGGAGAGGAGACGGAGACGACGGAGCCGGAGACGGAGCCGGGGGCCCCGACGAGAGCUCACCCCGCUCACGUCACGGCUCGCGCCGCGGGGCCCUCCUCCCCGCACCCGGAGGAGGCCGCGUCCCCGCCGGCCUCCAGCAGCGAGGAGGAGGACGACGCUGACAGUGGGCACAGUCAGAGGAUCCGUGACCUCGAAGAGCAAAUUUUAGAGCAAAGCAAGUCGCACAAGCAGUUUCUCGAGCGAGCCAGGCGGCGCUUGCAGGAGUUCCAGAGCGUGUGUUAGCGCGCCCGCCCGUGAAUACAGCACUGACCCUGUGCGA